AUGGCCGUGUUCAAUAUUCCUAGUGCAUCCGCUCAUGUCAUCAUUGUCGCCAUUGUUGCCUGCAUCUGGACACUCUUCACCUGCCUGUGUCGCAUCUUCCUCCGAACCAAAGUCAAUGGACCCAUUGGGCCGGACGACGUCGCAUGCCUCGUGGCUACUUUCCUGGGCAUCUCUCAGUCCACUCUAACGCUUGUCGCCGUCCAUUUCGGCGUGGGAAACCACCAGGAUCACCUUUCUCGCUUGAACCUGAAGAAGAACACCAUCGUACUUUGGGUGGCCGAGCAAUUCUACAUACUCACGACAGCGGCGACGAUGAUCUCCAUCUCUUGCUUGAUCUGCAGAAUCACACCGGUGAGAAGGCAUCAUCUCAUCGGGUGGACCAUCGGCAUCAUGACUAUCAUUUGGGCCAUAGUCUUCUGGUUUCUUCGAAUCUUCAUAUGUUCGUAUAACCUCCAAGCCAACCGAAGCGUAGGCAAAGCCAGCACUGAAGCUAAAGCAAUGCACGUAGGCCAUCUCCCUCAGCCUUGGGACCCCAGUAACAAUAUUUGCCUGAACAGAACAGCAAUUCGUCUUGCUGUCACGAUCGUCGGCUCCUUUCUGGAACUCGCAAAUGUCGUGACAGCGGUAUGCGUCGUGUAG
This is a messenger RNA of Sphaerulina musiva SO2202, 639 nucleotides long. RefSeq lists its product as uncharacterized. The record is from RefSeq and is a predicted model, not a curated record. The transcript is spliced from 2 exons. Lineage: Eukaryota; Fungi; Ascomycota; Dothideomycetes; Mycosphaerellales; Mycosphaerellaceae. The coding region runs from base 1 to 639 and encodes 212 amino acids.